AUGUAUUCCUUUCUUUCUUUUUUGCAUUUGUAUUUUCUUUCUUUCUUUCUUUCUUUUUUCUUUCUUUCUUUCUUUCUACCAUUUCCUGUUACUGAUUCUAACUGCAUGUAUUCCUUUCUUUCUUUUUUUUUUUGCAUUUGUAUUUUUUCUUUCUUUCUUUUCUUUCUUUCUUUCUUUCUUUCUUUUUUCUUUCUACCAUUUCCUGUUACUGAUUCUAACUUCAUAUAUUCCUUUCUUUCUUUUUUUGCAUUUUUUUUCUUUCUUUCUUUCUUUCUUUCUUUCUUUCUUUUACCAUUUCCUGUUACUGAUUCUAACUGCCUAUUCCUUUCUUUCUUUUCCUUUCGUAUUUUUUUUGCAUUUGUAUUUUCUUUCUUUCUUUUUCUUUCUUUCUUUCUUUCUUUCUACCAUUUCCUGUUACUGAUUCUAACUGCAUGUAUUCCUUUCUUUCUUUUUGCAUUUGUAUUUUCUUUCUUUUUUUUUCUUUCUUUUCUUUCUUUUUCUUUUUUUUUAUUACCAUUUCCUGUUACUGAUUCUAACUGCAUGUAUUCCUUUCUUUCUUUUUUGCAUUUGUAUUUUUUUUUUUCUUUCUUUCUUUCUUUCUUUCUUUCUUUCUUUCUUUCUUUUACUUACCAUUUCCUGUUACUGAUUCUAACUGCAUGUAUUCCUUUCUUUCUUUUUUGCAUUUGUAUUUUUUCUUUCUUUCUUUUUUUCUUUCUUUCUUUUCUUUCCACCAUUUCCUGUUACUGA
Molecule: messenger RNA, 747 nt
Organism: Acanthosepion pharaonis
Lineage: Eukaryota; Metazoa; Mollusca; Cephalopoda; Sepiida; Sepiidae
Source: the annotation of a GenBank genome assembly